AUGGCUAAUGGUUCUAACUUAGCAAUGCUUUUAUUAGAAGAUAACCAAGUUGCAAGAGGGUUAGCCUGGUCUUUUGGCAUAUUAGGUAUAAUUUCGAACAUUUAUGUUUUUAUGGGUAAAUUUCGACGUUGCCGUCGAAUUUUUUCUCGUCACAAGCGUACUGCACCAGAGUAUGCUGUCAAUGAUAGUACCAACGAUAGUAAAAAUAAACGAGUUUCGGUUUUUUUUAUCAACAAUUUAGCAGUUGCGGAUUUACUUGGAUCGUUCUAUUUGCUAACUAUUGCUUCAGCAGAUUAUCAUUAUCAUUUACAGUAUUCUGGAAAUCAAAAUAAGUACAAUUAUCAUAGCAAUCAAACAAUAAAUACUAAAAGCUGGAGAUGUAAAUCGACCCUAUCAACCACUUUAGCGCCCUCAGUUAACGGCAAUCUAACCAUCGGUGCUAUGUGGUUACAGGAUCCAGUUUGUUCCAUUGCAAGACUACUAAUUACUAUCGAUUCAUUUAUGUCGGUGUUAAUAACAUUCUUUAUUGCUAUCGAUCGUUAUAUUACCAUUAUUCAUCAUCGAAGCCUCUAUCGUAUUACUCGUCGGCGUGCAAUAAUAAUUAUGGCAAUUUGCUGGCUAGUUGGUAUAGCUUGUUCUACCUAUAUCGUCAUUCGAUCAAUUAAUACUGCUGACAAUGAUACCUCGAGUGGUACUUUUCGCAAUUUAUGCAUGUAUGGUAACUUAAACGAUGUUCCUCUGCAAAUAUUUCUAUUUAUAUCUAUUGGCUUAUGGUCUAUGAGUUACCUACUUGUACUAGUUUUAUAUGCUAAAAUUAUUUAUCACGUCCGACGUGUAACGUUAGUUAAAACACGACGUAUUACAGCGGAAAGAUACUUAUUAGUUAUAGCUGUGAUGAUCGCCUUUACCAAUUUAGCUUGUUGGUUACCAGCUAUCUUAAUUGCAAUGUUCAAACUGUUGCAGCUAUCUAUUGUCGAAAGUUUUACUGGGUAUAAAAGCCGACUUGUUAUGUUUCAUCCCUAA
Messenger RNA from Trichoplax adhaerens, 1023 nucleotides. RefSeq lists its product as uncharacterized. The record is from RefSeq and is a predicted model, not a curated record. Gene Ontology annotation, molecular function: G protein-coupled receptor activity. Gene Ontology annotation, biological process: G protein-coupled receptor signaling pathway. Bases 1 to 1023 code for a protein of 340 amino acids. The transcript has 2 exons. Gene Ontology annotation, cellular component: membrane. Lineage: Eukaryota; Metazoa; Placozoa; Uniplacotomia; Trichoplacea; Trichoplacidae.